AUGUUUCUAACGCUGCCACUGACGAAGCUUUUCAAACUUUAUGCACAUGCUCUCAGCUUGGUGAUAUUCGCAUUUGCACAUUACAUGUCAACGACUUACGUGUAUCUCGAGCAAAAUACGGAAGAUAAGGAAUUAAAACUUGACACUUUCGUCAAGCUGGAACGGCAUGGAUUUCAUUUUCUUGCACAGCUCAUGCUGAGCGUUGUGCAGAGCUGUGUGCUUGGUCUUGAAAGCGAUGUUGGUCGUGCAUUCCUCACUGUAUUCACUCUUCCAAUCGUGGCUAGAAUGUGUGGUUUUCCUCUAGACAAACUCAUCCUAGGUAACAAUGCUUUCACACAAAUUCCCUGCAAGAUCAAUAUUUGUUCCAGCGCAUAA
This is a messenger RNA of Cylicostephanus goldi, 375 nucleotides long. NCBI's taxonomy places the organism in Eukaryota, Metazoa, Nematoda, Chromadorea, Rhabditida, Strongylidae. The record is from the annotation of a GenBank genome assembly.